AUGAAUUUCUAUUGGAUGCGGGUUCAAAAAAAAUAUAUUAUUACUAUUAUAAUUUUAUUGUUAUAUAUAAGUAAAAAAUCAUUGUCACAAGGUAGAAGAACUAUAAAAAAAAGAAAUUUAUACUUUUAUUCACCUUCAAAUUAUAAUAAUGAUAUUAUAAUAUCAAAAGAAUCAACGCUUACAUCAUUGUUAAUACCAUGUCAAAUAUUAACAGAGGGUGAAGAACAUUUCUCAACAUUAUGCCAAAAACACUAUCAUAAUUUAGAUUAUUUAUGUGAUCCUGGUGGAUUGUUAAGUAGAACAGAAGCUGAUUUAUUACAUGGAUCAUUGAAAAAAAAUUAUACUACUUGUAAUUGCAAAGAUAGAUUAAAUAAAUUUUGUUAUAAUUAUACUUCUGAUGGUCGUAAAAAGUAUCGUGUUUACAUUACUAUUGUGCCUUUUACUUCAUAUGCAAGCUUAAAUGAAUGUAAUAAAAAUUACAUGGAUGAUGAAAAUCAAUCAUUAUAUAGAGCACAAUUUAUUUAUGGGCAAAUGUUGGCAGAGAAAUGGUCAAGUAUAUGUAAAGCUGACAUCUUUAUUGUUUAUAUUGAUACAUGGUAUCCAGAAAGAAUACAUAAACCAUUUAUGGUAACAUUAUUUCUUAACCAAUUAUCGUAUAUGUAUUAUCGUAGUAAAAUUGAUGUUCUUGAUAUUAAUACAAAUGUUUAUAGAAGAAUUUUUGAUCAUAUGAAAAAAAUUAAUAAAAUGAUAAAUUAUCAUAAUUUUUCUGAUACCACAAAACAACAAAUAUUUCCACCAUGGGCUAUUAUAACAUGUGUAUGUUUAUUAGGAAUGGUUGUAUUGUCAAAUUAUUUAGCUAAUAAAAUUAUUAAAGAAUGGACAUGUAAUAAAUCAACAAAACAGUCAACAUUACUUGCUGUCAAAAAUCAUUCUGAUCGUUUUCGUAUGGGUUUUGCUGGUCAUGUUAGACGUCAUGCUAAUCGACAAAAUAGUGUAGUUAAAAGUUCAAUGAUGUUUAGGCAAUUUUCAAGAUCUCGUGAAAAACAAUGGAUGUCUAAUGUAAAUAAUAUAUAA
Messenger RNA from Strongyloides ratti, 1074 nucleotides. RefSeq lists its product as hypothetical. The transcript has 2 exons. Bases 1 to 1074 code for a protein of 357 amino acids. NCBI's taxonomy places the organism in Eukaryota, Metazoa, Nematoda, Chromadorea, Rhabditida, Strongyloididae. The record is from RefSeq and is a predicted model, not a curated record.